Ceraceosorus bombacis is the source of this 938-nucleotide messenger RNA. Lineage: Eukaryota; Fungi; Basidiomycota; Exobasidiomycetes; Ceraceosorales; Ceraceosoraceae. The record is from the annotation of a GenBank genome assembly.
AUGGCCUUAGAUGUUCCGGCAAAGUAAAGCACCAAAAGCUCAAAGAAGAGAUAAGCAACAAGAGAGCUUCAGCUUGAGCAAAGCCCAAGCACAAAAGGGCAAAGGCAGCGCAGGCUGAGCACAAAGCAUUGGUCAAGGAGCUUAAAGCAGUCAAGAGGAACAAGUGGGCUAAGCUUCGAAAGGAGCUCAAUGCCUACAAAGACACCCAGGAGAGCGCGCUCGACCGCAGUCUACAGACGCAGCUGAAGGAGCUAAAUGCAAAGCAGCUCUACUUUGAUCAGCAGCGCAACCAACUCUGUGGCACAGAGCAAAGGCUUGCUCAGCAGCAGGCCGCUUUUGCUCAGCAUCAAGCACACUGGGAGCAAAACCUUGCGACGCGCACUCAGGAGCUCAAUGCCGCCACCAGCUUGCAGCAGCAGCUCUCCAACAACUUUCAAGCUCUGGACCAGCGAGCGAGGGAAUUGGAGGCGAGCCUCGGCUCACGGAAAAUUGCUCUAGAAGAUAGAGAGGCGGACUACAACCGCGUUCUUGGCGCUGAGCAUCUCGUACAUCAGCGGGACCAUGAGCUUGACAAGCGUGAGCGCCAGCUUGCCAAAUGCAAGCGACAGGCAGCCCAGCACUGCUCGCCGCCCGGUGCAGAGUCAAGAGCUGAACCCAUCAAGGUUGAUAUGGUGCCUGACUUUGAGAUUGUGGAGGUGCGUCGUGGCCCUUGCGCAAAGGCCAACAUUCCUUGCGUCAAAGUUGAGGAAGAUCUCAACUUCAAAAUUGUGGAGUCACAAACUGCACAUCAACAUUUGCGAUCCUCGCGUCAAAGUCGAACAGGACGACAAGAUGGAGGUCAAGGUGAGGCAGGAAUCCAAGCAGCCGCAGUUGGGCGGCUCAGCCUCUGCAGAGAAGCGCCUCCAGGCUUGUCUGGAGGAGAGGGAGCAAGAGUGUGA